AUGGGACAGGAGAGGUGGAACCAAAUGUACAGUUCAGGAAUGAACAUCAGGCCGGAAAUGGCACCGCAGUCUCCAGGACUGAGUGGCAGUCCUCCACUGUCCUCUCUGUCAUCUAAAAAGAAUGCUUUUCCAUCUCUGGGAUCUCUAUCAUCAGGACCGUUCUCUCCCUCUCUGGCUAAGCGCCCUGCUCGUCAGGCCAAGCGAGCCUCGACCCCCGUGAAUUCACCCAACCAUUCCAUUAUGACUUCGCCAAAACUCUGGCACAAAGCAUCUGUCUCCAGACUUGCAGAGGAAUUUUUCUGGAUUGGAGGCAGUGUAGUUGCACAGCCUAAAUGGAGGCUGGGUCAGAUGGUGGAGAGGUGUAUGUGCACUAUGCAGACUGGCACCCAGAUGACCAAACUGAAAGGAAAGAAGAAAGAACUGGUGCGAUUCUUUUACCUGGACGAGCACAAAUCCUGCAUCAGAUGGCGGCCAUCCAGAAAGCACGACAAGGCUAAAAUAUCUAUUGAUUCCAUCCACGAGGUCUUUGAGGGUAAAAAGUCAGAGAUCUUCAGGCGUUAUGCAGACAAUCGAUUUGACCCGAACUGCUGCUUCAGUAUCUACUACGGUGAGCGUGUGAAAUCCCUGGAUCUUGUCUCCACCAACGGAGAGGAGACUCGGACCUGGAUCACCGGGCUGAAAUACCUCCUGGCUGGCAUCAGUGAUGAAGACAGUUUGGCCCGCAGGCAACGCACUCGAGAUCAAUAUCCUUUAUGCAGCAGCUCACUCCCAUUCUCCGGCUCCGAAGGGAAAACUGAUCAACUCCUUAACUGGAGCUCCACAUGGUUGCAGCAGACUUUCUCUGAGGCUGAUAAAAACGGAGACGGCACCUUGAGCAUUGCAGAGGUUCACCAGCUGCUCCACAAACUCAAUGUGAAUUUACCCAAGCAGAAAGUCAGGGAGAUGUUUCAGGAAGCAGACACAGAUGACAUCCAGGGUUCUCUUGGCUUUGACGAGUUCUGCUCUUUCUACAAAAUGAUUUCCACACGUAGAGACCUCUACUUGAUAAUGAUCUCCUAUAGCAACCAGAAGGAAGUUAUGGACAUACACGACCUUGCACGAUUUCUGGAAAAUGAACAAAAGAUGCGAGGUCUGACCAGGGAGCAUCUGGUUGACAUUGUAUCCAAGUUUGAACCUUGUCCUAUGAACCUCCAGCGCAUGGUGCUGGGCAUUGACGGUUUCACCAACUACAUGCGAAGUCCUGCAGGUGACAUCUUCAACCCUGAGCACAAUCAGGUCAACCAGGACAUGACGCAGCCUCUCUGUAACUACUUCAUUGCCACCUCACACAACACGUACCUGACAGGAGAUCAGCUGCUCUCCCAGUCCAGAGUGGAGAUGUACGCCUAUGUUCUCCAGGCGGGCUGUCGCUGUGUUGAGGUGGACUGCUGGGAUGGACCAGACGGAGAACCCAUUAUUCAUCACGGCUACACGUUGACCUCUAAAAUUCUCUUCAGAGAUGUCGUUGAGACGAUUAACAAAUAUGCCUUCACAAAAUCACAGUACCCAGUUAUCUUAUCCAUAGAGAACCACUGCACAGUGCCUCAGCAGAAAAAGAUGGCUGAGUAUCUGAGAGAGGUGCUGCAGGACAAACUGGACCUGACCAACGUCAACGUGCAUGAAUGCAAGAAGCUGCCUUCUCCGGAGAUCCUCAAAGGGAAAGUUUUAGUCAAGGGAAAGAAGCUGCCAGCAAACCUUGAUCCUGAUGCAGAAGAAGGCGACGUGUCUGAUGAAGAGACUGGCGAUGAGGAAGAGGAGGAAGACAACGAUGAGAACAACUCACAAGAGGGAAAUAACAUUACGUCAGCCAAUCAGGCCCAAAAGAAGAAACGAUUUGGAAGAUCGAUUAUUAGAAGCUUCAAAAGAAAGAGGAAAAAGAAAAUAGGUUUGAAAAAUAAGGCCUUUUCUGAUGGUGAAUCCGACUACAGCAACAGCCGGGAGAGAGCUCAAAUUGCUUACCACCCAAAAAAAAGGAAAACAAUGAGGCUGUCCCGGGCUCUGUCUGACCUGAUCAAGUACACAAAAUCUGUCCGUGUGCACGACAUAGAAACACAAGGAUUUGCAAGCAGUUGGCAGGUGUCAUCUCUAAAUGAAACCGUGAUGAACCAGAUUUUACAGCUGAAGCCGGGCGAGUUGGUGCGUUUUAACCAGCGCCAGCUUCUGCGGGUCUACCCAUCGAACUACCGAGUGGACUCCAGCAACUUCAACCCUCAGACGUAUUGGAAUUCAGGAUGCCACAUGGUUGCUAUGAAUUACCAAACAGAGGGUCGCAUGCUUGAACUGUACAGAGCCAAGUUUUUAAGCAAUGGAAAUUGUGGAUACAUCCUGAAGCCGAAGUACAUGUGUAAAGCUGCCUUUAACCCCAUGCUGGAGGAUCCCUUACCUGGACAUAAAAAGACUCAGCUGGUUCUGAAGAUCAUCAGUGGACAGCAACUUCCCAAACCUAAAGACUCCAUGCUUGGGGACCGAGGAGAGAUCAUUGAUCCCUUUGUUGAAGUUGAGAUUAUUGGCCUACCUGUCGAUUGCUCCAAGCAGCAGACCAGAGUGGUGGAUGACAACGGUUUUAAUCCAAUGUGGGAGGAGACCCUUGUCUUCAACAUUCAAAUGCCACAGAUUGCUCUGGUUAGGUUCCAGGUGUGGGACCACGAUCCUAUUGGGCGAGAUUUCAUUGGACAGAGAACUGUAGCUUUCUCCAGCAUGAUGUCAGGUUACCGGCAUGUCUACUUGGAGGGAAUGGCAGAAUCAUCAAUCUUUGUUCAUGUUGCUAUCAAUGACUUUACAGGAAAGAUCAAACCUGCUUAUGCUGUGAAAGCAGCUCGGAAACACAUCCAAAAAGCAGCCCAGAAACAUAUGAAGGGCCACCAAAGGCAGCCUUCCAUAGACUUCUCUGUCUUGUCCUCAGAGGAUGGACCCGCUCUGUUCUUCCGUAGGGAUUUGGACACUAUCUCACAGGACAGCCGAAAUGGGCAAAUGUCUCCAGUGUUGAUCGGGCCUGCAGCCAAAGCUGCCAUUCACAAAGGGGCCAUGAGUGAACCAGUCAAGCGAGCUCACAGAGUUAAGAUUCAUGAACCACCAGAGACAAUAAGAGGGUUCUUAAGCCGGAUGUCCUCUACUGAGUCUGACCCAAGCGGGGCAGCUCCCUGUGUAAAAGAAGAAAGCUUUGACCUGGACACCCCUCCCCAGCUCUCCUGUCCUGAUAGCCCUGCACUGGACGUCAGAAAUAAAGUUCAUCCCAAAGUCUUGGAGGAAGAGGAAACACAGUCAGUCCAUGCUGAGUUGCAGACAGGAGAAACAAUUGAACCAGAGCAGGAAUCAAAGGAGAGAUUAACACCAGCAGAAGCAGAGUCAAAUGAUGAUGUUUUUCUCGAACCUGAGCAACCACCACAGAUGAAGAGUCAGACCGAUUCAGUCCCCCGGCCUCACUUUGUACCACUGCAUGAAGCCAAAUCCUCCCCACUUAUUCCCCCAUCAUCCCCUCCCAGAGUCCGACGGACCUUAGGGACUCCAGUGCCACUCCCUCCCUCAAACCCCGUUCGAACAAAGGUGCGAUCACGCAGUUGCCCUCGCAAACCGACUACCUCUCCUCAGACACCCAUGGUGAACCGCAGGCCUGUCUUCCAGCAGCAGACACAGAACUAUGGCAGCUACAACAACCAGGUGGGACGCAUACCCAACGGUCUGUGUCUGUCCGAUAGCACGUCCAGCAGCAGCAACGGCAGCACUGAGAGCCUGGAGCUUCUGCACGCCUGCGUGCCAGUCGGGGCGGAGCAACGGGAGGGCACCCUGCAAAGGGAGAUGAAGGCCCUUUUUGACCAAAAGAUGAGAGAGAUCCGCUGUAAAUCCCCGCUUUUUCUAGAUGGUGAGUCACAUUUGUAA
Molecule: messenger RNA, 3915 nt
Organism: Menidia menidia (Atlantic silverside)
Lineage: Eukaryota; Metazoa; Chordata; Actinopteri; Atheriniformes; Atherinopsidae
Source: the annotation of a GenBank genome assembly